Messenger RNA from Phytophthora infestans T30-4, 1038 nucleotides. RefSeq lists its product as uncharacterized. The transcript has 6 exons. The record is from RefSeq and is a predicted model, not a curated record. Bases 1 to 1038 code for a protein of 345 amino acids. NCBI's taxonomy places the organism in Eukaryota, Oomycota, Peronosporomycetes, Peronosporales, Peronosporaceae.
AUGGAGCAAGAGCAACAUGUGCGGACGUUUGUUAAGCUAGCGAAUCUCACACAGACAUCGCAAUUGCACGAAUGGAACCUUGAGUCUCUUCAGAGAGCUCUGGAAUGGGCCUGUGCAGCUGAACAUGUGGUGAGUGUGGGUAAGCCGCAGCAGGACGCCGCGGUGCGUAUCCAUCAGUGGUUCCCAGUCGCUACACUACCCACGCUGCCUCUAGAUGGGGCUUUGACGAUUGACGCCGUCCGCCUCGCAAGAGUUCAUUUACUGCGGUCAGUUCUGCAGAGUCCGUUCCUAGCGUCACAUCCGACACGGUCGCAACUGCUGGUAGCGGUGCUACAAGAGCUUCAAAGCAGACUGGUGGUUGAAUUGUUGACUGAAGGGGUUGUCGGAGCUCCACGCACGAAUACCUUGCUGGCAGUUGCACGUAGUAUGAGUGACAGAUGCAAACGCAUUCGUGUACAAGUGCUUUCCGGGUGGGUCUUGGUGCCCCCAUUCAAGAGUUAUGCUCUCUCCCCACGCACACUCCAACUGAAGGUCAUGGCGAAGACAUUGCAGCGGAAUGCAGUGGAUGCACGAGCUGCGGUACAUCCGGAGAUAUACCGCUGCUUUCUGGACGACCUACAAGGUUGCUUUGAAGCGCCUGAGAGUAACGAUGUCCGGGAAGUCAUGGUGCUGAUGCUGGUUAUGUGCGAAUGGCCUCAGGAGGAGCCCCCGCAGCUUCGGGGGAUGAUGGGAGAUCUCGUAAAAAUUGCGAGUGACUGGGUAACGUGUAAACCCAUUCGGUUUUGGACAUUUCAGCCUUGGUUGGCUGCUAUGUUGUCAAGUAAAUCGGAAGCCCUCGCAAGUACCUAUAUUUCCGAGCUGUUCACAACGGGACUCUUACAACCAUGUACGACUGUAACUGCUUUAUGUUAUUUUGUAGAGCGUGUUGCGACUCUUGUGCUGCAGCCGGAUGGCGUGGAGGAUAUACUGAAGCCAUUCCUAACAAAAUUAGACCCCCAUUUGCAGCAAGUCUACUUUAACGUCAAUCCAAAUCCUUGA